Galeopterus variegatus (Sunda flying lemur) is the source of this 1390-nucleotide messenger RNA. RefSeq names its product potassium channel tetramerization domain containing 15 (gene KCTD15). The transcript has 6 exons. Bases 116 to 967 code for a protein of 283 amino acids. The record is from RefSeq and is a predicted model, not a curated record. Gene Ontology annotation, molecular function: protein binding. Gene Ontology annotation, biological process: protein homooligomerization. Lineage: Eukaryota; Metazoa; Chordata; Mammalia; Dermoptera; Cynocephalidae.
CGGGAAAGGGUCGUUAUCCUGCACAGAUGUGAUGUCCCAGGGAGCACUGAAGAUUCGGGUCAAGGCAUAAAGCCUGGGGCUUCCAAUGAUACUCUGGGCAGUGAUGGAAGCCUAGAUGCCUCACCGCAAGGAGCGGCCGAGCGGGUCCUCGCUUCACACACACGGCAGCGUCGGCACCGCGGAGGGAGGAAACAUGUCCCGGCUGUCUCUCACCCGGUCGCCUGUGUCUCCCCUGGCUGCCCAGGGUAUCCCACUGCCAGCUCAGCUCACAAAGUCCAACGCGCCUGUGCACAUCGAUGUAGGUGGCCACAUGUACACCAGCAGCCUGGCCACGCUCACCAAGUACCCCGACUCCAGAAUAAGUCGCCUCUUUAAUGGCACUGAACCCAUCGUCCUGGACAGUUUGAAGCAACAUUAUUUCAUCGACCGGGAUGGGGAGAUUUUCCGCUAUGUCCUAAGCUUCUUGCGGACAUCCAAACUGCUGCUCCCGGAUGACUUCAAGGACUUCAGCCUGCUGUAUGAGGAGGCGCGGUACUACCAGCUGCAGCCCAUGGUGCGUGAGCUGGAGCGCUGGCAGCAGGAGCAGGAGCAGCGGCGCCGCAGCCGAGCGUGCGACUGCCUGGUAGUGCGCGUCACGCCCGACCUGGGCGAGCGGAUCGCGCUCAGUGGCGAGAAGGCCCUCAUCGAGGAGGUCUUCCCCGAGACCGGGGACGUCAUGUGCAACUCCGUCAACGCCGGCUGGAACCAGGACCCCACGCACGUCAUCCGCUUCCCGCUCAACGGCUACUGCCGGCUCAACUCGGUGCAGGUCCUGGAGAGGCUGUUCCAGAGGGGUUUCAGUGUGGCUGCAUCCUGCGGGGGGGGCGUGGACUCCUCCCAGUUCAGCGAGUACGUGCUUUGCCGGGAGGAGCGGCGGCCGCAGCCCACCCCCACUGCCGUCCGGAUAAAGCAGGAGCCCCUGGACUAGGCCCUGCCUCAGUGCCCACCUGAGGCCCCUUAGCCCUGGGGACACCCCAGGGACCUGGAAACAGUGCUGGGGAGUUCUGCCUGUGCGUGCUUAGCAGCGGCCGUGAGACUGAGCAUGGGCUGGAGGGUCCGAAGCCAGCCCAGGGAGCACCAGAGCUCUAGGUGUCAUGGCAACAGAAUGUGGGAUGCUGGAGGCAUGCCCACUGAAGGACUGUUGAUGUGACCUGAAGAUGCUGUGGUGGGAACUCCGCUGCCAGCUCUCUUAGCCCCGCUGCUCCCCAGCUUGGUGCAGCAUUCUCUGGGGCACUGGGGCCUGCCGAAGCAGGAUGAGCAGAGGCGUCCCCAGCUACGCCCGUGGAACUGUUUAUCCUUCUCCACGCGUGGCAGACUUAUGGUGGGUCUCCUUGCAUCAGAGAUGGCUUAU